This is a messenger RNA of Fusarium venenatum, 1863 nucleotides long. RefSeq lists its product as uncharacterized. Lineage: Eukaryota; Fungi; Ascomycota; Sordariomycetes; Hypocreales; Nectriaceae. The record is from RefSeq and is a predicted model, not a curated record.
AUGUCGAGCUCCGACUCUGACCCCGACAACGAUCGUUUCAGCUCAUCCCUGGUUUUGAGAGAAACCUUUGAAGAUUCAGCCUCUCAAACCAACCCACUUUUCAUUCCCGAACUCUCCAAUAUGAUUAUUGAGGCACUUGGCGAGAGAACUGCAGAGAGCCCCAAGUAUCUCAACAAAAGAAGCCUGGCUAACCUGGCUGCUACAUGCCGCUAUCUCGCGGCAAGCAUCGAGACCUUACUCUAUGCCCUGGACGUCGAGGAUGAACAGCUGAGAGGCCUCAAGUACGCUAUUUUUCUCGAUGAUCAUAUGGCCAUCAGUAUCAUGAACAAGUACCCCGGAGAACUUCUCAAAUCGUGCGUCGAUUCCGUGCUUGACUUGGAGGUUGAUCGGGACCAUCCCCAGAACCCCCAGAACCCCCAGAACCCUCAGGGCGCGCAGGUGCAGGUGCGAGAAACAGGUACUUAUACCUUGCUUCACAUUGCUGCUUUUAACAACAUGUAUGACACCAUUAUCAAACUGCACCAACUUGGUGCCCAGUGGCGCUAUUGCAAAAACAUCCGGGCCCUUUUGACAACCGAAGAGCGAGAUACCCUCGCUUCUUCCUUUCCGGCCUUUCGAAGUAUGUUCGGCAAUAUGAAUUGGGCACCCAAUCUUGCGUGUCUGGUUAAAAAGGAGACCUAUACCUGCAAGCUUUUGACUAAGUACUGGCCGGAAUCUUUCCCGUUCGUUGGGAAAUUCAUGUACCCAAAUGGCCCGCUUCCUGGAUCCAGAGUCGUUGAGUACACUAUGACACUCGUACACCUUUUCCUACUUCGCGCCCCCUCCCAGGAUAUGUCGAGACUGGUAAACAAGGCACUCAAGCAAUAUCCUGAGUUGAAGGACUUCCCUGCAACAGAGCACCAGUACUCUAUCUAUCACCUCGCUGUCCAGGCACAAAACAAAACGUUCCUUCUCGACGCCUGGCCCGGAGUGAACGACAGAGUACCCCAUUUCGUCGAUAACAGGGGCUAUAACCCACUCCAUCUCGCAUUUAUCGAAUCCUUGAAAGUAAACCCUGGCCGUAACCCUCGAAGUCAGGCUGGAACUACACAAGUCCUUCAGUACCUUCUCGGUAGGAGAUUGAACCCAAUGAUGCCACAGACGAAGGCUCCCUACAAAACUCCGCUCUUGAUGGUGGCAAGAAACGUAAUCAUUGACUGGAACGGACAAAACCGUGUCAUCAAAAAGAAUAUUGAAGACAUUGCGUCGGCAGAGAGACGGUUCACUAAUGCCUGGGGCUUCGGCCCUGUUGUCUACUCGAUGAAUCGUCCCGACUGUAAUGGAAACACGGUACUCCGGUACAUCACUAAAGCCAUCAUCAACUACCACGUUGCUAGUGGUAGCAAACCCCUAGAGAACUUGUUUUCCAGGAUGGUUACUGAGUAUGGCGCUGAUAUUAACCUCGAUGUUAAUACCUUCCCAACCCCUUACAACCGACCAUACAUCCACUCCAUCCAGUGGAUGGCCGACAACUCAACUGGCCGCAGGCGGUUCAAGGUUCUCGUCAGCGAACUUGGCGGUCGGUUCCAUGCUGCGGAGGUUGCCGGAGCCUAUGCACCAACUGUAGCAACAGCCAACUUUAUUGAUGAUGAGCCCCAUGCGCCGUACCUUCCCCAUGGCCACCCUUAUGCCCUUGCACCACCCUUCAAUAGGGCUUUUAUUCAGAGAAGCCCAUCAGAGGAGACUCGGUUCCAAGCUGAUGUCAGCAUUUCCCGCGCUGCAUUUGUGACAGCUUUGGUCCAAGACGGCGUCUCACAAGAAGAGGCCGAGGCAACUGCGUCUGUACACAUGGCAGCCAGGAUCCAGCGAGCUCAGAUCAACUAA